Messenger RNA from Funneliformis mosseae, 174 nucleotides. The record is from the annotation of a GenBank genome assembly. Lineage: Eukaryota; Fungi; Glomeromycota; Glomeromycetes; Glomerales; Glomeraceae.
AUGGGCAAUUUUUGUUGGUAUCAUUCAAGUCUUGAAAUUCCUAUAAUUUCUUCAACAGUAAAGCGGAUAAAUUUUCGUGAUAAGGAGGAUCUCGGGAAAAAUUCAAUCUGUGAGGGAUCAUUUUUAGUAAAAAUUAGGAAACCUUAUGAAGAAUCUUAUGAAGAACGUAUGUAG